This is a messenger RNA of Culex quinquefasciatus (southern house mosquito), 747 nucleotides long. RefSeq lists its product as uncharacterized. The record is from RefSeq and is a predicted model, not a curated record. Gene Ontology annotation, molecular function: chitin binding. The transcript is spliced from 2 exons. Gene Ontology annotation, cellular component: extracellular region. The coding region runs from base 1 to 747 and encodes 248 amino acids. NCBI's taxonomy places the organism in Eukaryota, Metazoa, Arthropoda, Insecta, Diptera, Culicidae.
AUGGAGCUUCUGGUCCUAGCGACGUUCUUUCAGCUCACGCUGCUCCAGACCAACUUCUCUCCAGUAGCGUCCUAUGAACAGUGCGAUGGUCAACGGUACUACAACACCUGCGGAGGCGGUGGCAUGUGUCAAUACGUCCUGAUUUGCCUGGGAGACAUGACAGAGUACAGAUACUGUCCGUCUUUGGACCCCAGCAAACCAUACUGUAACCGGGGAGAGUGUUCCGAAACUCCGGACUUUAGCCUGGAAGACUGCUCCCCAAGGGUGAUUUAUUGCUCUGGUACUGGGAUAUUCCCUGAUCCAGAUGUGUGUUCGUUGUACCACAAUUGCACAUCGCCGCAGGUGCUGUCCACCGUACUGCAGUGUCCCGAGGGGGAAGUCUUUGAUCCGGAAGCGUUGGCCUGUAAACUGCCAACUGGGCCGGAAAAUUGCAUGAGAGUUCGAUGUACGGUGGACGAGCUGUUUUCCCGCUACGGAACCAGCAAACGCUUCUACGGAUACUGCGAAUUGAUGCCCAACGGAUAUUCGUAUUCCGAUACUAGAAUCUACAGGUGCCCGGAUGGGACCACGUUCAACGGACGCAUGUGUUCGUACCAGUGCCCUGAAGUGGGUCGUUUUGCAAACGGUGCCAACCCGAGUGCCUAUUACGAGUGUUACGAACAGGGCGGUGAAGCGAUCAGCAUGACUUGUGCCCCAGGGAAGGUGUUUGAUGCAUCUAGAUCGGCGUGUAGGACACCGAUGGUGUAA